Lepidothrix coronata (blue-crowned manakin) is the source of this 1368-nucleotide messenger RNA. RefSeq names its product leucine rich repeat containing 3 (gene LRRC3). Gene Ontology annotation, molecular function: protein binding. Lineage: Eukaryota; Metazoa; Chordata; Aves; Passeriformes; Pipridae. The record is from RefSeq and is a predicted model, not a curated record. The transcript has a single exon. Bases 1 to 867 code for a protein of 288 amino acids. Gene Ontology annotation, cellular component: plasma membrane.
AUGGGAGAGGCUUUGCAGGAGCGCCGAGGGGCCGCCCUGCUGCCCAGGAGCUGCUGCCGCCCCCGGGGAGUUGCCGGCAGCCACGCUGAGCUGCCCGGCUGCAAGAUGACCUUCACCACCACCACACCGGCCGCCAGUGUGGCCCAGGCUUUCUUCUGCCUUCUGCUCUGCGUCCCCUGGGGCAGCUCCUGCCCCCCCAGCUGCCAGUGCACGGAGCGGGCAGGGGCAAAGGCCGUCCUCUGCAGCUCCCGCCACCUGGAGGAGAUCCCCAAGGACAUCCCCAGAGACGCGGUGUUCCUCAAGCUGGAUGCCAACAGCAUCACCAGGAUCCCCAGCAAUGCCUUCAGGCACCUCUCCCACCUGGAGGAACUCGAUCUCUCCAGGAACGCCAUUGAGAAGAUCGACAGGGCGGCUUUCAAAGGGGUGGCAGCAGGGCUGCGGACCCUUGACCUCUCCAGCAACCGCAUCCGCAGCAUUCCCAAGGAGGCCUUGCUGGCACUCAAUGCCAAGCUCCGGCUGGCCAACAACCCCUGGCACUGCGAGUGCGCCUUGCAGGAGGUGCUGUGGGAGGCACGACUGGAUCCUGACUCUGUCCAGGACAUCACCUGCCACACGGCCCCACGGGAGGAAUACGUGGGCAAGCCGCUGCUCCAGGUCCUGGAUGCCGGCGUCAACUUCUGCAGCGUGCGCCAGAGGACCACAGACGUGGCCAUGUUCAUCACCAUGUUCGGCUGGUUCGCCAUGGUCAUCGUCUACGUGAUCUGCUACGUCCGGCACAACCAGGAGGACGCCUGCAAGCACGUGGAUUACCUGAGGUCACUGCCGAGCACCCAGGACCACGCAGAGACCACCAGCACUGCCUUGUAGUGCGGGGUUGGGGUGCCAGCUCACAGCUUCUUUGCAGGGAGCCAGCGGCCAACUUGUGGGCUUCAAAGCUUCUUGGUGGGAUUCCCCCAGUGCUUGCUCCAAUCCUGCACACAAGUGCCACCGACCGCCCCUCCCCAGCAACACUGGACUGAGCGUGAGCAAAGGACACGGGGAGGGAUGCUGGGGACACCUCACGCAGACCUGUCCACACAGACCAUGUUCCUGGGGGUGAAUACACCCAGCCAGACCCUUUUUCCCUGCCAGAGCUGGGCUCGCAGGGAAUGCAGCCCCAGCCACACGCUCGUAGUUUGCACAGGUCAAGCACCUGGUGGGAAGAGAUGGGGGUGGGGGUUUGUGGGGCCAGGAGGUCACUGGGGUGCCGAGGGUCACUGCAGUAGGGUCACCCCAUCCUGGCUCCAAGCCCUGUGGAAAGCAGGACGUCAUCCCCAACGCUCCGCGUGGCAUCUCAGCAGCCUCUGCCUGCCUCCAGCAACCUGGGGU